Molecule: messenger RNA, 3610 nt
Organism: Equus caballus (horse)
Lineage: Eukaryota; Metazoa; Chordata; Mammalia; Perissodactyla; Equidae
Source: RefSeq, a predicted model, not a curated record
GACCCGGGGGAGCGCCUCCCGCGCCCUGGCCAACCUCCGAGUGGAAACUACAAUUCCCAGCGGCCCCUGCAGACGCGGGACGCGGCCACGACGCGCCUGCUCAGUGGCGGAGGCUCGGGCUGUGUGGUUCCCGCCAAUUCUUGCGGCCGUCCUGCUUGGGUUGAGUUGAUGGAGCCGUUUGACCCCGCCGAGCUGCCCGAGCUGCUUAAGCUUUAUUACCGGAGGCUCUUUCCCUACGCCCAGUACUAUCGCUGGCUCAACUAUGGCGGAGUGGUAAAGAAUUACUUUCAACACCGUGAAUUUUCCUUCACAUUGAAAGAUGAUAUUUACAUUCGCUACCAAUCCUUCAACAACCAGAGUGAUCUGGAAAAGGAGAUGCAGAAAAUGAAUCCUUACAAGAUUGACAUAGGCGCGGUGUAUUCCCACAGACCCAAUCAACACAAUACAGUGAAGCUGGGAGCUUUCCAGGCCCAGGAAAAAGAACUGGUGUUUGACAUUGACAUGACAGAUUACGACGAUGUGAGGAGAUGUUGUAGUUCUGCAGACAUAUGUUCUAACUCCUGGACCCUCAUGACCAUGGCCAUAUGCAUCAUCGACCGAGCAUUAAAGGGUUGCAUUUCUGUGCUUAUUGAUUUACAGAAAGUGGAUCAGUUUGGUCCAUUUGCUGUUCCAACCAUAAGGGAACAGCAGGACGCCCUGCUCUGUAAAGGAAGUGGCUGCGGGCGGCUCCUGACCCGGAACCGCAUCGCGGCUCCGCCCCCUCCGCCAGGCUGCCUUCUGCAACAGGCGCGGGUCACGCUCUCGCGCUCUCUCUCUGCCGCCAUCUUGGUUCCACGUUCCCCGCACAGCCUCCUUUUAUUCCCUUCUUCCAGAAAUGCCCGGUGAAGCCACAGAAACCGUCCCUGCUACAGAGCAGGAGUUGCCACAGCCCCAGGCUGAGACAAGUAGGCUCCGCUAGCCCCCUGGCCCUUAGUUAAGAUCGUAAGGUGACCCUAAGACCACUUGGUGGGUGAAGGGGCAAUGGGAAGAGACUUGUGUCCUUCGGAGUUGACGCUCCUUAAAGAAGAUCGGGCUGUGGCUUUACGAGGGAGGAGCGUCCGUACUAUUAACUGCUGCGCUGGAGGGACUUCAUUAGGGAGUGGGGUAAAAACAGUAUGUUUGACAUUGACAGCUCCCCGGCCUGCUUUGUGGGUAUGGCAGCUGCCUCCCAGGGGCUCUGCUGUGGAACGCUCACCUCAUGUGGGAAUGUGAGCGGGGAAGGGGCCCGGUGAUGCUCACCUGUUGGAACUGGAUGACACACUGGCGGCCAAGGAGACCUGAGCUUUUGUGGAGUUCCCGCCAGCAGGUUGCAUCCUGGUUUUAGAUGGCAGUGCUCGGCGUUGUGCCCACAUCACACGUCAGAGUGAGCUGUGCGCUGGUGGCAGAUGUGUCCUGCUGGGCCCCAGGGCCCUGCGAGGUUGGUUAACCUGUUUUCUGGAUUGGUGCCGAGAUGUUUCUGUGUGCUGGAAUAGUGCCUGCAUCAGCAGCUUGUCUGGAACCCAGGACUGAAGUGAAGCCUUCCAUUGACUGCUCCUCGGCUUUGAAAUUAAUGGAUGUAGAACGUAGGCUAAGGCAAGUUUGGAAUUCUGGUUAAACUACUCCUCUAUGAGACUUGAGAGGGGUAAUGAGAAGAUUUUGGAUGAUGGUCUUCUUGCUGAGUCAGUUGUGCAGAAGGAAACGAAGGGCAUCUUCAGGCUGUACCCUCCACCCUCACGUAUUUUUCUUAUGGUAAAUUUAGUAAUUUUUUUAAACUCCGCUUGUCACUUAAGGGCAAUUUUUGUCUUCUUCUGGAAUUAAAAUAGAGUUGUUUAUCGUUGAAAGCGUUAAGGUUCACCCUCCCCACCUGUCUGAUUGUGGCAGCUGAAGGGAUUAAUACAGCUGCUAGAAAAGAAAAAGCAGGGGGCCUCUGAGCUGGAGAAUGAGCUCUGCGAAAACCUCGAACUGCCAGCGACUUCAAGCAAAGGGAAAAAUAAGACUGGUCUCUAAAGAUCCUGUGGUUUCAGUGCUAAACAAAACCUUAGACAUUCUCAUUGAAAAACUUACUUUACAAAUGUGGACACUGAAAUUCAGGUGCAUUUAGAAUAAUCUCGUUUCAAGCUUCCAAGUUAAUGCCAUUUGCUCUGGAAGCAAUCUUUACAUGGUGCUUUUAAACUGAUUCCUGAAGAGUUUGACAUUGCAUAGUAGGUUUCAUCAUGAUAUUAAGGGAGUACCAGUGAUAAACACUUGGAAAUUUUUCCUAUAAUUCAAUAAUUUCUAGAAUGAAUGAGAAAAGUAGCUCAGGGAACUGGUUUGGGGCCUUACCACAUCUUGAGGUCCAGUCAGAGGAAAACAUUCUAAGUUUCGAGUUCUGCUUAAUAUGUUUGAAAGCAUUUGCACUGUAACCAUAAGACUUUGAGCUGCCAACUCUCCAGGAAAAACUGGUUGAGCCACCUGUCUCGUCUGUAGGAGGAUACUCUGAAGAACUUCGGAUGCUAUGGUUUUUUGGUUUUGUGUUUUGUUUUCUUAAUAUGCCUAGGUGUUGAGCAUUUGUUGGUCUAAUCCUGUGUUAUCUCCUGAGUAGUAAGCAUGAUAUUUUUCCAUUGUUCAGAACGUAAUUGCUUAGCUUUACUCUAGUGCCAAAUACUGGUCUAUUUUGGCAGAAUGACAUACUUGUCCAGGUUAAGGGGUGGGGAUCCAAUGUGUUCUCUCCACUCCAAUUUCCUGCUUCCAAAAUAGAGCCACAGUCUGGUUUAACAAGUGGGGUUACAGUUUCAUGACACAGUCCCUAGCCCUGUGACUACGCUCUCUCCCGGGCAGUCUCAGUCAUCUUAGAUGGAUGGCUGCAGAGCUAACAUGCCUGGGAAGGUCUGUAGAGACCACUGAGUCCAGCCCGUUUGUGGUUGGUUUUUUGUUUGGGGUGAAUAGGUAAACUGAGGCAUAGGGAGGCUAAGUGACUUAGUAUUUCCUAUUUAGUAUUAAAUUCUGAAGAGUUUCGACUUGAGGAAGAAUGGAGUUGUGCCAGACACCCCUUCCUAAAACUUUAUUCUAAGAGUUGGAUUUUUCCUGGCCCUAGUGGCAGCCUGAGCACGUGACACCUCUUCUUUUCUCCUUCAGCUCUGAUUGCCCAUCAUUAGCACCACCCCCUACCUUCCUUGUCCCAGUUUGCAGUAUCUGUUUCCAUUAGUUCAUGCUCCUUGGGUGAACAGGAUAGAACAGCUGUUUGUCUAAUGGUGAUUCUCUGGCCGGUGAGAAGGACUUGAGGUUCAUUUGAGGAGGGAGGGGAGGGCACAGCUGGGAAAGGGUGGAAAGCAUGCUGUUCCCAACCCACUCCUGGGCCUGUGCUCCCCCUUUAGACUGAUAGGCUGCUCUGACACUCUUUUCUCCACCCGAAAAUCGUUGGCUUAUUUCGGUAGAACUCGGGAGAUGUGGGAGAUGAGGAGAAGGAUGUAUUCUUACUUGACCCCUGAAGGAUGUUUGGGGAAGGUUGCUGUUUCCUGUCACUGUUGUCUAAUCCUGUGUGGUGACUUUCGUUCUCAGAUUAAAAAUUCCAGUGUUUCCUGUGAGGCAUGUUGUACCAAGUUGGGCUGCAUAA